Verticillium dahliae VdLs.17 is the source of this 327-nucleotide messenger RNA. RefSeq lists its product as uncharacterized. The coding region runs from base 1 to 327 and encodes 108 amino acids. The transcript has 2 exons. The record is from RefSeq and is a predicted model, not a curated record. Lineage: Eukaryota; Fungi; Ascomycota; Sordariomycetes; Glomerellales; Plectosphaerellaceae.
AUGGCGUGGCUCGGUCAGGCCCCAGGUGGUGCGAUGACCAUGAAGAGUCAGGUGUGGCCUGUGUCACCCGGUGUGCGCUCCAUCCGAUCCGGCCAUCCGCCCAACGAGGAAACCGGUAGGCGCAGGUCUGUCGUGCAUAUGCCCGCCACAACCACGGCUGUUUCUGAUGGUGGUGGUGGCAUAGGAGGAUCUGGACCGAGAGAGGGAUUUUGUACAGAGGCAUAUUACGCUGGUUCACUUGGGUGGGGGAUUGAAGUAGAUUAUCCGGUCACGCUUUCGGCACGACAUGCCAAUGAGGAGGCCAAGCAUCCAGUCAGCGGGUGUUGA